Haliotis rubra (blacklip abalone) is the source of this 759-nucleotide messenger RNA. Its product is annotated as acid-sensing ion channel 4-A-like. NCBI's taxonomy places the organism in Eukaryota, Metazoa, Mollusca, Gastropoda, Lepetellida, Haliotidae. Gene Ontology annotation, cellular component: membrane. The record is from RefSeq and is a predicted model, not a curated record. The coding region runs from base 1 to 759 and encodes 252 amino acids. Gene Ontology annotation, molecular function: ligand-gated sodium channel activity. Gene Ontology annotation, biological process: sodium ion transmembrane transport. The transcript has 3 exons.
AUGACGUCCUUCGUGGAGUUUCCCGCUGUCACCAUCUGCAACAGAUGCACCCUCAACAAAACUCGUCUUGAUGUUUACCCUGAGGUGGAAAAGUAUUUCUUUAAUACUUCUCAAGAACUGAUCAGAAAUCUGUCAUUUUCUGAACCAACUUCAGAUUUGUUUCUCAAACCAUUGUCGUUAGAAUGGUGGAGGAAUGUUUCCAUGGACGGAGACGAAAUGUUCGUGACCUGUUCCUAUGGUGGUGUAGAUUUUGACUGCAUGAGCAGGUUCAGACCUGUUUUUACCACUAAGGGAUUGUGCCAUACCUUCAACUUCAAUGACACUGAAAUUGUCAAAGCGUGGACGGCAGGUGACGAUGCUAACCUCGUCCUCAUUUUCAACAUCAACCAGAACGACUACACAUACAGGGCUAACAUGGCUGCGGGGAUAAAGGUGCUGCUUCACAAUCCUCGACUACACCCAGACGCUAGCCCCACCGUCGUGAUGGCCUCACCCGGAUUCUCAACAUACGUUGCCUUGCGAAAAGAGGAGUUUAUGUUCCUGCCCAGCCCCUACAAGGCAUUUGGUAGUGGGGAAUGUAUAGACACAACCAAUCCCAACUUUGUGAAUCCUCUCAAGUACUACUCCCCCUUCUCUUACGACCAUUGCUUCAUGGAGUGUGUCCGAGUCAAGGCUUUCAAUGAGUGUGGAUGUGUCGGCCCAUCAGAUCCACGUAAGUUUGGAGCUCAUCUGUUACAUAUGCAUGAGGAGAAAGUAUAG